Molecule: messenger RNA, 994 nt
Organism: Camponotus floridanus (Florida carpenter ant)
Lineage: Eukaryota; Metazoa; Arthropoda; Insecta; Hymenoptera; Formicidae
Gene: CCHa1
Exons: 6
Coding region: 332-922 (196 amino acids)
Source: RefSeq, a predicted model, not a curated record
GUGGUCGCAUCGCUUCCCGGCUUUGAGUUCACUCGCCGACCUCUUCGAUCGAGAUCGACCACUUUUUCGUGAGCAACAGAAAAACCUUCCCUCCUUCGAUUUGGUGAACGCGCGCAGGACGCGUCCGUACGUGUCCCGCUCAUUUCUACGAGGGUGAACGCAAGUGAUACUUUGAUUUUCUGAGUGCAAAAAAAAGAGAGAAAAUAGAAUACGAGAGAGAAAAAAUUGCCAACGGAACAAAAUCCACAGCGGCAAAUAAUUGCAGGCCACUUUUCCCUGUUUGAUCGUUUACGUAGUAACGUUUACGUAGUAAAACAACUAAGAUUAUCACAUGGCGUUGACUUUGAGAAAACCCCGCACUAUGACAAUUAUCAUGCUGACCUGUAUCAUCACAUUAAUCUUCUGCAUCGCUGAUUGCGCGGCCGGAUCCUGUCUAAGCUACGGACAUUCUUGUUGGGGAGCGCACGGAAAGCGCAGCGAUGCACCCGCCAUACGCCUCCUGACAGCUAAGUCUUUGUUGAGCAAAUCCCCGCAAAAGAACAUCGUGCAUUCUUCGAAGGCGCAGUGGAUUCUAUCCCGCUUGAUUACCGGACAACCCCUAUUACCGUUGACGGAUAAAUAUCCUGUUAGAUGGAACAGCUUUCCUAAGGAUAAAACAUUUAUUCCAUCAAAGUGGGACGCGGCAUCACUGAAUGAUGAUAGCACUAUAUCAGUCAGAAUUCCAAUUAACAACGAAAAUGAAAAUGAAAACAAUAAGCGGAAGAUUAACAACGCACAAGAUGUAAUGCGUAAUAUGAACGAAAAACUUGAAAACAUUCCAGAAAUCUUGCUAGUUCCAACUGAUGAGUACGAUAAGCCAAUUAAUCCUCAAAAGUUAGAUAUACUUAAAUUUCUGAAUGAAGAGAAUGGAAAUACGAAAUAAACGAAAUGUAAAAGACUGUAAGAUAUAGUGACGAAAAAAAAUUUUCAGCAAACAGAUCAGCAAACAGAUCUA